AUGACGCAGCCAGCUCCCGAGCCACCCGCCGACCCGGCCGCCCAAUCCGACGAUGCCGUCGCCCUCAGCAUUCAGCCCGUCAUCGUCUAUUCGGCCGACCAGGACCCGCAGCAUCAGCACCCAUCAUCCCUCAAGGACUCGCACGCCGGUGCAGGCGCCGGCAGAAAGUGGCUCCAAGACUUUCAGAGGGAGCCCAAGCUCGUAGACAUCUCGCCCGCCGGUCAGCCCACCUUUGAAACCCCACAGCCCUCGUCGCUGGAGCUCCAGGCCAAGGUCAACCGCCUCUGGGCAGAGCGCGGCGACUUCUCAAAGUUCAGCGUCGCAGCACUCGCCCGCACCGCCGGCCAGAAGCGAUUCCGCAAGCCGUCGCCCGAAACCCACCCCUCUUCCGACGACACGACGCCGAGGCACAGAUCGCCCUCGUACGAACGAGACGCACCCAGCUACCUGUCCUCGGCCAGCGACGACGAAGACGACAGCCAGAGCAGCAACGACGCGCACAACGAGGAGAUCGCGACCAAGAAGCAAGGCCCCCAGCCGGACGCAGCCACGGCUACCCAAGCUGAUCAGGAAGGCGUGCGCGGCAAGUUCAUCGAGGAGCACGUCUUUACCCCGCUCUGGACCGAGAUGCUCGGCCGCCUCGACCACGCCCACGUCACCUCGAUCCACGCCCAUCAGCUCAUUGGCAUGCUGCUCAAGGCGUACAGGACGGCCCCUGCCUCGAACGUCUCGUCGCUCCUCGCCGGUAGGGCAUCCAGCCCGGCACCCAGCGCGCUCUCGGGGUCCGCCUCGGCCACCGCGACGGCAGCUCAGCCACGCGGGACGGGCGACGACUUUGUCCUGGACCCGCUCUCGAUCGGCGUCAGCAGGGUCAAGCUCGCCGAGCCUGCCGACCGGGCCGACGCCGACGAGGACGACGACGACGAGGACCUCGACGACGACGAAAAGGCCAUCCGGGCGGCCAUGCGCGACGCCUCGUCCAACGAGGCCCAGCGGCUGUUUGACCGCAAGGUCUGCCUCGCCCAGAAGCGCUCCAGCCUGCUCAGCGCGGCUGAGAUCCUGCGGACGGGCGCCAAGGAGCUCAGAGCGUCCCAGGGCCCCGAGCGCGAACGGUGGCGCGGCCUGAGGGAGCUCAAGCAGCGAGGGUGGGGUCUGACGCCAGGGAGGCCGCUCAACGACCAGUACGGUGCCGCCCAGCCAAACGACCCCGACCCGUACCCGGGACUGCGCGGCUUCGGCACACCGAUCUACAGCCAGGGCAAGAUCAAAGAGGAGGGCGCGCGCGAUGUCUGGGUCGGCUUUGGCGCCCCUGAGGCGUCGGUGCAGCAGCGGCGCCGCACCCUGGCCUACUGGGCCGACGCGCUGGCAGAGGCCGACGAGGGCGGCGCUAGGAUGAAAGCGGAGGACGACAAGGCCGUCGAGUCGCAGGACAAGCUCGUCUUUCCGUACCGUCCCAAGAAGCGCCUGCGGGCCAAGUUCGUCCUCCAGCUGGCGUGCGACGAUGACGGUGCUGGCGGCGACGACCAGAUCAAGCAGGCGAUCUGGACCAGCGACCGCCCUGCCGCUACCGGCGACGACAAGGCCACGGGCGUCGAGGCGGCUUCGCUCGGCGAGGUGCUGGACCGGGAGCUCCAGGCGGCGCAGCAGGAGUUUGCCGACGAGGAAAUCUUCCGCGACAUUGUGCACCAGUCGCGGGCGCUCGGCAGCGCGUUCGACGUGCGGCUGACGAGCAAGAGCGUCAGCAUCGAAGUGACGCCGGAGCUCGAUCUCGUCUUUGAGCUGGUCGAACCGGCAGCGGCAGCGGCAGCGUCGUCCGACGACCAAGCCGAUGGCGGCGGCGGCCAAGGGAAAGACGGGGCAGAGGGCAAGGAAGAAGUCGAGGCCGAGGCCGAGGCGACGGCGGGAUACUCGCCGUUUGCGUCGAUGGCGCUGGCGUUUGCGCGGUUCGCGCCGCUGCGCAAGCACCUCGGUCGCCGCGAGGGCGCGCACGAGGCGAGGACGGGCGACGUCUUUGCAAAGGCGCAGGCGCUGCGCGCCCAGACGCUCGCCGUGCCGCGGGGCAGGGGUACGUCGAGUGCCGGCGGUGUCUCUGCCAAGCAGCAGCAGCAGCCGGGGGGCGGGAAUGGGGAAGAUCAGGCCGACAAGGCGCACGAGAGCGCCGUCGCAGCGGCCGAGUCGGUGUACAAGCUCAACAUCCUCGGUCCGAUUUUUUCCAUCCUGCACUAUGCUUCGUUCGUCUAUCGACUCGACAUGGUCCUCUCCUCGAGCAUCUCACGAUUCAACGCAUCGCAACGCAACGGCCAGACAGGGUCACGACGACGAGAGGAGGCGAGGUACACGUUUUCGGCGCUAUCGAGCAUCGGCGCGGGCCAGCUGCCAGAGUGGCUAUCGACGCUCGUCGAACGCGGCCAGAGCCACCGGGUCCGCGAGGCGUUCCGGCCUGACGUCGUCUUUCAGCUGCGUUCCGGGUCCGGUUCUGCUCUACAGGCCGGAUGGAUGGCCGGUAUGGGCCUGGGCCUGGGCCACGCAGCACAGGGCGGUGCACCACCGCCUUCUCUAGACGGCAGCAACGGUGGUGGUGGAACCGGUGGCGAGGCAGAGUGGAGCCAACGUCACGUCGGUGCGGAUCUGGGCGUCGAUGGACGUGCGGCUGUCUUUGUUGCGGAGAGGUGCAUCGCCGUCGCCAGCAUCUCGCUCCCCUCGUCGCUGACGGUGCAGUUUCCGCACAAACACACGCCAGAAGGCCGCGGCCUCACACUCUCCCUCGACCUACCCACGUUCCAGCACCUCCUCGAUCGUGAACUCCAGAACGGGUCCUGA
This is a messenger RNA of Pseudozyma flocculosa PF-1, 2820 nucleotides long. RefSeq lists its product as uncharacterized. NCBI's taxonomy places the organism in Eukaryota, Fungi, Basidiomycota, Ustilaginomycetes, Ustilaginales, Ustilaginaceae. Gene Ontology annotation, cellular component: mediator complex. The coding region runs from base 1 to 2820 and encodes 939 amino acids. The record is from RefSeq and is a predicted model, not a curated record. The transcript has 4 exons. Gene Ontology annotation, molecular function: transcription coregulator activity. Gene Ontology annotation, biological process: regulation of transcription by RNA polymerase II.